GGUUGAGAAGAAGAGAGACAAAAAUGUAUUUUGGAAAUUAUGGGGAUCAAACAAGGGCUAAAUCUGAAAAUAUCAAGUGGAAGCACGAAAGAGUGAUUCAAGAGAAUCACACCCCAACAAAUCCACAAGGGCUUUUUUUGGGGUCAUUUCAAAUUUAUGGGGAUCUAAUUCACAACAUUAUUUAGAGAAGGGUGGGACCAUUCAUUAUGUGUUUAGAGGAUGGCAUGUGCAGGGAUGGUGGUCAAGUGGUCUCCACUGGCGGACAGGAAUAGGGUGGUGAGGAACUGUGAAGGUGAGCAGGGGGUGGAAGAGAAAACAGGGGACGCCUGAGGACAUUUAUGGAGUUGGUCAACUUGGUCUUAUUUAUAGGUUAUCCAAAUUCCCAGAAAAGGAAUUACCGUUGUCCGUGCUGCUCCUGCAAAACACAUAUGCUUGAAGGUGGUUGAGAAUAAUUACUGUGCUUCUAGAAGAGCAUGAGUUCUCAUCUGGAGUUUUUGCAAAAACUUCUAUCAUCUACAGGAGGUGUACGCUGUCUAUCCAUCCUAAAUGCCACGUUUGCCAUCAUUUUUGGUCUUCUUGCACUAAUUUUUGGCUCAACUCUCCUCACGCUUGGUAGCAGCUGCUCAUUGCCGUUGUUCUGGUGCUAUGAAAUCGCAUCAUGGGGGCUGGUAGUUCUAUACGGAGGAACCGCCUUCUUGCUAAGAAGAAAAACAGCUGUAUUUCCUGACGAGAAUGACUUUGCAGGAAGGAAUAUUGGGUUGGAAAUGCUCGAAAUAAAUCCAGUGGAAGUCACGCCACAGGUGGAGAGACGUGUUAAGGAAGGUUUUAAGUCAUGGAUGGGGCCAUCUUUCCUAUCCUCAGACGAGGAGGCUGAAUCGGAUGACUAUCAGGAAAUGCCAAAUCUAACCAAUACAAUCUCCAGCAAGCAGUGUGUGUGAAAGUGACAGAUUCUGAAAAAUCUAUCGAAGUUCAUUGCCAGCGAAGAGCUAUUCCACAACUUAUGGUCUCAUACGAGAAAAGCAAUGCUGCUUUUACGACGGAUUUGGUGUCGGUUAGUGUUGAUUGAUACGUUUUAUCGAACCAAAUACCAAUUCUAAUGCUAUAGCAAGAGUGUUUAUACUGAUUGCUGCUGCGUUAGUGUUUUUACAUAAUAGUCACACACUGUAUAAAAUUCGAUUCGACCAAUUUUUGUAUACCUUUUUUGGAGCUUUCGAUUAUUUGUACUUGAUGAUCUUGUUAAUAA
Molecule: messenger RNA, 1243 nt
Organism: Olea europaea var. sylvestris
Lineage: Eukaryota; Viridiplantae; Streptophyta; Magnoliopsida; Lamiales; Oleaceae
Exons: 3
Coding region: 474-938 (154 amino acids)
Source: RefSeq, a predicted model, not a curated record